This is a messenger RNA of Monoraphidium neglectum, 381 nucleotides long. RefSeq lists its product as hypothetical. The record is from RefSeq and is a predicted model, not a curated record. The coding region runs from base 1 to 381 and encodes 126 amino acids. NCBI's taxonomy places the organism in Eukaryota, Viridiplantae, Chlorophyta, Chlorophyceae, Sphaeropleales, Selenastraceae. The transcript has a single exon.
AUGCAACUAGCACCCCUCCCCUGCCCACAUGCAACUCCCCUCCCCUGCCUCCACGCAACUCGCACCCACCCUCCCUCUGGUCAGAUUGUCGUGACCGACAGCCUCCAGGUGGCGCGCCACUGCAGCGCGCUGUUCGGCUGCUACGCGCUGCACGUGCCCAGCCUGCAGGAGGACGCCAAGGAGCUGCUCACGCGCGCGGGGCUGUGGGCCAAGUCUGCGGGCCUGUGGGACGGCAGGGGGGCGCUGCUGGUGCUGUCGGGGAAGUUCGAGGCCAACGCGGACAUGCAGCCGGAGCUGUCCGUCGUGCCGGCGGCCGGCGUGGCGGAGGGGAGGGCCGCGGUGGCGCGCAUGCUGCGGCGCACGCAGAGCAUCACGGCGUGA